Messenger RNA from Cygnus atratus (black swan), 666 nucleotides. RefSeq names its product basic leucine zipper ATF-like transcription factor (gene BATF). Gene Ontology annotation, cellular component: nucleus. Gene Ontology annotation, molecular function: DNA-binding transcription factor activity, RNA polymerase II-specific; RNA polymerase II cis-regulatory region sequence-specific DNA binding. Bases 1 to 381 code for a protein of 126 amino acids. The record is from RefSeq and is a predicted model, not a curated record. The transcript has 3 exons. Lineage: Eukaryota; Metazoa; Chordata; Aves; Anseriformes; Anatidae. Gene Ontology annotation, biological process: regulation of transcription by RNA polymerase II.
AUGCCCCACAGCUCCGACAGCAGCGACUCCAGCAGCUCCAGCCAGUCUCCCCCUCCUAGCAAGCAGGACUCUUCUGAUGACAUGAGGAAAGUCCAGAGGAGGGAGAAGAACCGCAUUGCUGCCCAGAAGAGCCGCCUGCGGCAGACCCAGAAAGCAGACACACUGCACUUGGAGAGCGAAGACCUGGAGAGGCAGAACGCGGCCCUGCGCCGGGAGAUCCGGCAGCUGACGGAGGAGAUGAAGCACUUCACCUCGGUGCUGAGCUCCCACGAACCGCUCUGCUCCAUCCUGGCGUCGCCCCCGCCGCCGCCCCCAGAGGUGCUUUACGCCACACACUCCUUCCACCAGCCCCACAUCAGCUCCCCGCGCUUCCAGCACUGAGCCAGCCGGUGGGGCGGCCAAGAAGCAACCUCGCGGGGCUCGCUUUUCCAUCCGGAGAGGGACAGACAGACAGACGGCCCUUCUCACAGCGUGUACUCUGAGUGACUUUGUCCAAGACUUGUUCCCCGUGCAGAAAUGGCAGGGCCACCAGGAGGCAUCUUCGGGCAGUUUCCAGCUUGGAUCCUGGGAAGAGGAGCAUUCGCAAAAGGGCACCAUCCCCUUCCCCGGUGCUUGCUUGGGGACCCCACGGGAGCGUGGGCACGGGCAGCCCCCGUGCGAGCGGCU